Messenger RNA from Cylicocyclus nassatus, 3795 nucleotides. NCBI's taxonomy places the organism in Eukaryota, Metazoa, Nematoda, Chromadorea, Rhabditida, Strongylidae. The record is from the annotation of a GenBank genome assembly.
AUGGCCAGGCCUAUUCGUUCUUUUAAGGUCGGUAAAGAAAAAACUUACGAAUCAUUCACAGUGAAUCGAAACCGGUCGCUGCUACAAAGGCAUUCCUUAUCUACGAAGAUGCGUUUUACACAUCAACACCAUACGGAUUUCCUGAGUAGUAAACGGAAGAUUUUCCGUCUCGGGCACGGUUCGCUAUGGGGUUUUGCCCCAUAUGCGAGAAAGACAUUCAUCGACCAAAGUCCCACUUCAUGUCGCAUUGGAUUGGAGUUGGCUAGUGUGCUCUACUUACGAUGGCAACAUCAAAUAGAUCGUAUCUGCGAAUCUCACAUGGUCCAAGCAACAUCCAUACUUUCUUCCGAGGUACAACAACUUCUUGGCAAAAUGCCAGUGAACCUCAUAACCGCCCCAGAUGAGGUUGUGGACGAUUUCGUUGUCCAUGUGCGAAUGUAUGGAACACUUAUUAGUGAUAAUGUAUAUUUGGAGAAGAAGCAUGUGGUAGAUUUCUUUGACUCCAAUUAUACGAGGUACCGCAACGCAGUGCUUAGAAAACUGAAGAUAGAGGACGGUGCUGUAGCAGAGACGAGAGGCGACUCCGACACCGUGAAGGAGCCGCGGACAGCUUCUUCUAAUAAUGGGCGACCUUCAAGUUCCAAUGAUGAUGUCCAUUCUCGGGAGCCCGACUCUGCAGAUGGUGGGUUCAAUCCAGGUGUCUCUGGCGGAUCGUAUGUGCCGCUCGACAUUCUGAAUGGAGAGAGAGUCAAUUCUUCUAAUGGUACCGGACAAGGGCAGUGUAAAACAGGACCUAGUACUUCGACGAAUCGUGAAGAUCUCACCGAAGAUGGGGAGAAAGUGCACAGCUCGAAAGACUCCAUAAAGCAGCAGUCACAUGAAUUGGCGAGUUCAUCUGAACGCUCAACCUGCACGUUGUGCCUGGCUUCCUAUCCAUUGACAAAAAUGCACGAAGUGAGCAGUCAAAAACAGCGGGUCCUUCUUAUAUCGGGAUUACUGAUGGGCAAAGAGAUAUCUGAGAACCUGGCCUGUCGUAUUUACAAGGAAUGCGGCUCUGAGUGCUCGUAUUUUUGUAGACAUCACUUGGUGAAAGCAGUUAAUCACAUCGCCAAGGAAGUCAGAAACUCAACCGGAAAGUGUUUGACACAUAGUCUCACCGUUUCUAGAGCUGAUGGAGGCGAUCUGCUGAGGCGCAUCAGAAAAGUCACGUCUAAAAUCGAUACUGAAGUAGAAGUCAAGAUUGAUGAUUUGAUAGCGUUCUACCGCGACUGUCAGGCUGACUAUCAGGAUGAGGAAAUUUACAAGUCUACUCUGGAUGGCAGUGCUUCCAAAGAAGUCAAAAAUGGGUGCCUCACAGUAACGGACACACAGCAAAAGUCAAAAAAUGGACUUACGUGGCUAAGUUUUCCUUGUUUGAUAUGCGGCAAGCGUAAUUCGAAUAUGGAGAGUUGUCCUGUGCUGAAACCAGUGGACCAAAAUCUAGUACUCCUUUCCUGUCUUGUUUCGAGUCAGGCUUUAACUUUGCAAAUGGCACAAAUGGUCUUUAAGGAGAUGUGCUAUAAGAAUAAGCGCAUAUGUUUAAAACACCACAUACAAGCAGGAAAGUGGCUGUUCAAAUCAGCAGAAGAGAUUCUGACGCAAACUCCCCCGCGUGACUUCGAUAAGCUCCCUGAUCAAGUGAAAAUGAGCUUGCUGACUCGACUUAGGGAAUAUGCUACUCAAAUCGAGGAGAAUGGAAACGUGACAGACGAGCAUUUGCUGAGAUUCUACAAUGAUUGCCAGCUGCGCUAUCAUACCGAAAGCGGUUGGACUAAUGUAGAUCUAUGGCGAUAUAAUAGAGCAGAUGCUAUGGCAGCAUAUAAGGCGAUGAUCAGACUAUCGUCCUUAGCAGAGAAACGACCGGCUGAAAUCGAAUCUGAUCCUGUGCCAACAAAACGUGCGGAUGAAGAAAAAAAUCAAGAGUCUAGCAGUUUGCUGGUUUCCAUGCUCAAUUCUGGGAGAAUCGAACAGCAACAAACAACAUUAUCAGGGAAAUGUUCUUUAUGUGGCAAGGCAGAUCCAUUCAAGCGCUACCGUAUUACUCCGCUGAGGAACACCAUCUCGAACGUCCUCCUUUCCUGUUUGAUCAUGAACGGUGUCACUGAGGCGGAGAAGGGAAAGAAGCUUUACCGGAGUUGGCAAAAAUAUGGAAAUCUAAUCUGUCACGACCACUUUCACUUUGUGGCAGAAUGGCUCCAGAAGAAGUGGGCAGGGUACGGGGAACUUACACAAGUGCGGUUGACUCAUAUUCGUGAACUGCUGCAAGAUCCACUGUAUAUUAUUCUGGUAGAUGUCUCUAAAUCUGUUGUUGGAGAAGAGAUGAAGAUGACAAGGUGCUCAUUCAAAGCUUUCUUUUCUGAGUACAAUAAAUUUUAUCAAAAAUAUAGAAAGAGGCUUGUCAAGGUAUAUCAAGACAGUAAACGGGAACUGAUGCAGGAAAGCAAAAUAGAGCAAGAAGGUGCUGCUCCGGAAAGUAUGGAUAUCUCUCAGAAUUCUGCCUACACUGAUGAAAAGAUGCCUGGAAUGGAUUGGAACGCUAUGUCUUUCAUACCCGUCGAGAGUGUUGAGAAUGAAUCUUCCGAAGAUCAUUCUCGUUCAGACUCGACGUAUGCGAGAGUUUUCCCAGCUCAUCUUUUCGAUUCGGACUCAAAACCGCUCAGCCAAGCAAGCACUUCGUCAGAAGCGGAAAACCAGAACAAUAUUGCUGAUGAAAAAAUGCCGGAAGAUCCUUCUUUUUGCACUGAAUUUUCAGCAGAAGAUCUGCUGUCAGGGCAGACUGCUACCGGUAGUAGAGAAAUGUGUAAUGCUGAUGAGCAAGAGCCUUCCACCUCGACCGAUCAAUGUAGUGCGCUUACGAAUGGAGUGUUGAGAGACGCCGCUGGACAGCCUACGUUGCCUGACGUACUUUCUGCGCCAUCAGCGGCAUCAGGGGCACACCCUCUAGAUCGAAAGGAAGUACAAAACAGAGCACUAUUUGCUAACGGAUGGGGAAUCACUAACAUUGUGAAUAUUGCGCCCAAUGACGUACUCGACCAUAUAACGUCACGGCUGGGCAUAGAAGCUGUGGCUUCAUAUCUUUACCCCAAUCAUUUCAUGCAGAGACCACCGCUGAACGAAGCUCAGCUUCGAAGUCGACUGGAAAUGUUCUACGCAUUGUCGUUGAGGAAUCAAAUGGCGCCGUUCCUUCCAAGGAUCCUCACAUUUGGUGUGAAACGAAUCUAUUACGACAGUCAUAAACGCAUACCGCUUCACUGUACGGGAGAACUACCCGGUGAUAGCGUUCUACUCACGGUAUGGUGGUCCUCAGCGGGGGUAAUAUAUCACGCUUUUAUGCAAGAUGAUCCGAAGACGCAAAAGCGUAGAUAUUUGACCCCGUCACUUUUUUUGAGCCAGCUGGGUGAAGUGCACAGGAUACUACGGACCAGGAAUAUGGAGAUGCCUUUACCUAUAAUACUUUGCGAUGAACCCCAACCCUACAUUAACCAAGAUGUAAUCACGAAGAUGCUUCAGCGAGGUAUGGAAGUUCUGCCGUAUCCUAUGAAUGCAACGGAUCUCCUACCGUCCCACUACCAUUUCUUUCCAUAUUUCUACAAAUUUAUUGAGAAUAGGGACUAUUCAUAUAUUUAUAAGUUGAGAAAUGAUUUAAAAGAUUUUAUCGCCACUAGGCCUCCAAAUUUCUACGUUGAUGGCAUAAAUGAACUUGCGUCACGCUGGAAUAAAUGUGUUGAAAUGAAGGGUACCUAUGUUGAUCUCUAA